Molecule: messenger RNA, 3440 nt
Organism: Drosophila eugracilis
Lineage: Eukaryota; Metazoa; Arthropoda; Insecta; Diptera; Drosophilidae
Gene: Grip128
Exons: 6
Coding region: 75-3344 (1089 amino acids)
Biological process (GO): spindle assembly; cytoplasmic microtubule organization; microtubule nucleation
Cellular component (GO): gamma-tubulin complex; spindle pole; equatorial microtubule organizing center
Molecular function (GO): gamma-tubulin binding; microtubule minus-end binding
Source: RefSeq, a predicted model, not a curated record
GAAAUCUUUUUGUUGCCAGGAAGGCGCCAUUUGUGUAUCAUUUUGUUUAGUUUUUAAUCCAAAAACUUAGCAAAAUGGCACUUCCUGCAGAUCGGGAUUACGGAAAUUUGACCGGCGCAGAGAUGAACGCCCUCAACGAUGAAAAUGUGAAGAAAUUAGUCAGAAAUCUAGCUGAUCCGAAGACCAGCCAGCGGGAGUUGCGCAAGAUGGAACGUCUGGCCUUGAAGAUUAUCGCCAAGCACCGCUGGAAUUGGAGCCCCAGUGGCAAGGAUGUGAAACGCACCUUGGACGAGCUGGUGGAACGUUUGCGGAUAGAGGGAAUGUCAACGUUCGGAAAUACUAUUAGGGAAAUGGCAAAUAAGUUCUUGGCACUGCCUGAAAUCCAACAGAACCAGAAUCCGGAUGUAGGAUGGACAGUGCUCGACUUCCUGCUCCUCAUGAGCAAUGAUCCGAUUCAGAACAUACGUCGCAACCGGGUUGAGAUGAACCAUCGUAGGAUGUCUAUGAUAGCUAGUGCUGACGAGGCAGCGCGGCGGAAGCGAGAGGCUGCGGUCUGCCAGACACCGAUCAAUUCGUUCGAAACGGAUGUGGAUUGGACAGCGCUGCUAAGCGAGGACUUUUUGGACUCACCAGAGGAUGAAAGCUCGGAAGAUUUGAGUGACUGGUCGGAUGAAUCGGAUUAUGACUCAUCGAGUACUUUGAGACCCGAAGAGAAUGAAGGCACCUCGCGGAGCCUCACAGACAUGGCCACUGUUUAUGAGCAGGCCAUGCUAGUCGCUGCUCCAAUCGAGAGUGGAAACACAAGUUAUCUGCCCCCGGUUCACGAGGACCGUGGCAUCAAGCCUAAUGUCUUCAAGAUUACCCAGCCUCUAGCGCUAACCUUGAUCUAUUAUAAGGACAGUCCACUCAGAUUAAGUAGAUUGAUCCAGUUGGAUGCACCAAAACUGCCAGCAAUAGCAACCGAGUAUAAGAAAAGUGACCGGAAUACAAAUGUGCUUGAGCGAACAAUACACACUUACUGGUGGCGCGAUGCUGUUAAGGUAUACGCCUUGCCUUCGGGUGAAAAUCCAAUUGACAACUUUGCCGUCAGCUAUCUGCAGUUCCUGAACCAUUCUUCUGGUGGCUUGUUAAAUCUGCCACUGCCCAAAACCAGUACGGAGUCCUGCCUGCUAAGGGAAAUCUUGUUCAUGUUUGCGCGUCCAACAAACUGUUGUUUUUUCGAGCUCGAUACGCAGACGCGACGCAUCAGUGUCCGCAAUAAUGUUGCCAUCUGCACUAUGACAGCGAGCGCACUGCAGAGUCUGCUGCAACAUAUUAUUGUGCCAGCGCUGGAGGACAUGAUGAAGCUGCGGCGUUUCAUCGAUGUUCACACAUUGCACUAUGGUGGCAACUGCCCAGUGGGUACUGUAGAAUGCUUUGCCUACGCCUUACGGGAUCUUAUCCAACCAAUUCGACAGCUUCUCAUCGAUUACGAGGAGCAUGUAGUUAGGGAUCCCGCGAGAAACACGUUAAUCAAUUUUAUGCUUAAAUUUAAGGAACACUUUUGCCAGCUUCAGUUGUUGCGCUCCCUGGCCGAAGAUGUUAUCCUGGAUAUAGGACCUCCGCACGUGCGCAGUGCCUAUUUGCUAUCUAGACUCUACAAGCACACCCUGCCACAUUUGCCACGCCAAAAGCUGGCCACAGGCCUGCUGCUUGUUUCCCUGAAGCGAUACUGUAAUAUCCUUGACGGCUGGUGGCGGAAAGCCACGCUGGAAGAUCACCUGAACGAGUUUAUCGUCGAGAGAUGGGUCGAUGGUGACACGGAUCGUCGUAGUUAUGUGCGCAAACGUUGUUUGGAUCCUAAUGAAAGUUUAGAAGUCGUGGGGAUCUUCAGAAAACUGCACUCCUGCCCCAUUUACAAGGUACUGCUGGAACACGCUCUAGAGUCUGGAGAAACGCAGGACUUGCUAGCUAACGUUAAUCUGCUGGGCGAGAUGCUGACAACCAGUAACGAAACCCAACGGCCAUCGCUAUACGAUGAGCUUACCACUACCGUCUUUAGUCAUCUAAAAGUUUACUGUAGUAGCUUAUCAAUGGAUGAUGUGGAAGCCGCAGAUCUGGAGGAAGACAUGCUGCUUGCUGCCGAUAAGCGACUAGCGAACAAUGUCCAGGGCAUUCGGAACCUUAAUUUUUUUGUAAAGUUUACAAAUCCGGUGCAACAGCGACUCUUAGAUCGACGACGCGAACGGGGCACAAAAAAGCCAAUUCAAUUGCUCAACAUACUGAGACGUUUAGACCGCUCCACUUGCCUGCAGAUAAAGUCAGAGAUACCAGAAGCAUUACAGGAAAUUCUACAAAGGAGGCAAUGUCUGGCAAAUGAGUACGCGAUGCGAGCUUACCGCAAAGAACUGGAGAUGGGCGAGAUUUUGCGGUUCCUGCGGCAUACGAUGAUGCUGGAGGCGUACUAUAUACUCCUGCCCUACUACAAUGCACUUUUCUCGCGAAUUGAGAAGACCGUAAACUGGGCACAGGGUUCAGUCCUCAAUUCCAAACUCAAUAAGGUGUUAUUUCCACAAUACCCCCAUCUGGCUAACAACCUUCAAGUGAAGAUAAUAUCAAAGGUUUUCUGCACUUCAUCUAAAGUAUAUGAAGCCCUGGAGGCUCUCGAACUGGUCUACGACAUGCCAGUGGGUAUGCAGCGAAUCCUAACGGAUAGACAUAUGAAAGACUACAAUGCGGUGUGGCGUCUUAUGUUAAAGUUAAAGUGGGCAGUUUGGAAACUGGAGAAUCUCGCCUUUUUGCGUCGCCGCAAUACAAAGCCUUAUGAACCUUUAGACUUGCUCGGACUAACCAUUCGUCGGCUGGAGAUCUUGCGCUUUUGGUUGAUUUACCUCAUUAACAGCCUGCAUACACACAUUAUGCAGGCUUUGGGUCAGCAGUUUGAGCUGCAGAUUGGUAAGUGCAUGAACAUCCGACAGCUGAGGACUCUGCACGACGAGUAUUUGUCGCUAUUGAAGACCCAUUGCCUGCUGACCGGCGAAUUCGAUGCCUUUCGCAUCGCCCUCGAUCAGCUCUUCCACCUGGUCUUUGUGCUGGACAUGGAGUGGUCAACCUGUGCCAGCUAUCUGGGCGAAAACGAUGCCCUUUCCUUGGAUAUUACCUUUUCGGAUGACAGUAAGUCGGAUAGCGAUACAGACGCCCGGGGUAUGGAGUACUUGGCUCUUAAUCAGGUAUUGGAGAUCGAGAUGACAUACAUACGGUGCCAUCAGACACUGGCAGAGAUUCUUAGCUCGCUGGUGUACAAACACGACCACGGAUUCUUGACUGCCUUGGAAGUGGCUAUCAGCACCAGUGUUCCCUGUUAGAUCUGAAUGUCCUUAAAUGAUUUUGUUACACAUUACCAUCCUAACCAAUCAUUCCCAUGCCCAAAUCAAUUAAAAGUGCGCAAUUUUUGUUAAAAA